AUGGUCGUCUCAUUACCACAAGAGCUUCUGCUACUGAUUGCCAGUCAUAUCACUGGAAAGGAAGAGAAACUCACUCCAUAUACACUUGUCAACAAAUCAUGGCAAGCCGCAUUCGAGAGAGGAAUAUACUCUUCGCUUGUGGUGCUUAGUCCGUCAGAUCGAGAGUAUGUUACAGUCAGUCCUACCAAGCGACUCAAGAAACACGGUCUUUUUCUGUCAAGGCUAGACGACAUUACCAGUGGACCACAGGAUUGGCGAAGAGCUCGACGUACAUAUAUCAGGCGGAUCCUUUACAGAGUCGCUGUUCCCUACUGGCUAAGCCCAGGACGCGAGAAAGACGAAGACUAUACUUACGAUAAUAUUUGUCGACGCGAGAACAAUCACGCCUUCUCCACAGGUGUGUGUUUGUUGUUUGAAUAUCUCUCAACCUGGACCACUCAAGCUAUCUCUCUUGACCUUGCUUUACAAGCAGAGAACGCAUCGACAGGAGAAGACAACACUGAGCCAGAGUCGAUGCCAGCGACUGGAAAUGAUGACGCUAUCGCCCAUUACUGUGCGGAACUAUCGCCAGACUGUACCUUGCCCAGGGCUGUGUGCAUAACAUCGCUGAACUUUCCUGAAAUUUUGACCCCUGCCAUGAUUCCUGGUCAACAUACCAUACCAGAUCGACCUUGCCUUGAGAACAGGAUAUCUCUUCCUGCGAAGUUGAAAAUCCUGUCGUCAUGUGGCGAUGUACUGAAGAUACAGCUCACUGACACCUACAACACUCCUUCGACGGAGCCUGAGAUGCUUCAGAACAACACAUUGGCGACUGCAAAUGCGCUGUCUCAGCUACCAUCAAGCAUCCGAAGCUUCGAAUUCUGCUGGGGUUCGCGAUACAGUUUCGAAAUCCCCGACGUGAGACCCCCGAAAAAGGACACUGGGCCGCACACGUUAUGUAUUGCCCUGCACAAAGUUUCAUUGCAACUACAACAUCUUGAAAUCAUGGACAUGGCGGUCUUUCCUGAGCUCUUCUGCCCUGAUGGCUUACAAGGAUCUUUCCGAACAUUUUGGCCACAUCUUGAGACCCUCAGGUUGGCACGAACCGAUGAUUUCUCGCCUUCCGGUAGCCUUUCGCGGUACGGCGAUGGCCAUUCCUCAGAUGAGACGCUGGUUGAACGCUACAUUGAUGAUCUCUAUUCAAGUCUCGGUUAUGCCGCUCAAAGAAUGCCGAGACUGCAAAAUCUUAACCUGGAAUUUGGCAGCAUAGCCCACGAGCUCAAAAUACUUUUCAGAGAUGGCCAGCGGAUCCUGCGUGUGCGUGUGAACAGGCACUAUACCCCAUCAUCUCGGUUCUUAGAAGCUUGGAGAGUGCCUGGAGGGUGUUUGCAACCUUGCAAGGGGAGAGGUUGGCAACAAGCUUCAUACAAAACAUGGCCUCAAAUUUGUGACGUCCAUUGA
This is a messenger RNA of Aureobasidium melanogenum CBS 110374, 1440 nucleotides long. RefSeq lists its product as uncharacterized. NCBI's taxonomy places the organism in Eukaryota, Fungi, Ascomycota, Dothideomycetes, Dothideales, Saccotheciaceae. The coding region runs from base 1 to 1440 and encodes 479 amino acids. The record is from RefSeq and is a predicted model, not a curated record. The transcript has a single exon.